AUGGCAUUGAUUGAGUCGAUAACCCAAAGGGGUGCGGUGCCGGUGAUACCCCCACGUGCCAACCGUCGGGAUUCCCGCACUUAUGAUGUGCAUCUGUAUAAAGAGAGGCAUUUAGUCGAAUGUUUUAUCAACAAAAUGAAGCAGUAUCGACGUAUCUCCUCUCGGUUUGAUAAGCUAGCGGUUCGGUAUAUGGGGUUUCUGAGUUUCGUUGCCACGAUUAUCUGGUUACGAUGA
Messenger RNA from Geodia barretti, 234 nucleotides. NCBI's taxonomy places the organism in Eukaryota, Metazoa, Porifera, Demospongiae, Tetractinellida, Geodiidae. The record is from the annotation of a GenBank genome assembly.